Molecule: messenger RNA, 2526 nt
Organism: Salvelinus namaycush (lake trout)
Lineage: Eukaryota; Metazoa; Chordata; Actinopteri; Salmoniformes; Salmonidae
Gene: masp1
Product: mannan-binding lectin serine peptidase 1
Exons: 12
Coding region: 110-2401 (763 amino acids)
Biological process (GO): complement activation; zymogen activation
Cellular component (GO): blood microparticle; extracellular region
Molecular function (GO): serine-type endopeptidase activity; calcium ion binding
Source: RefSeq, a predicted model, not a curated record
GCAUGCGGUUGGUAGAAGUGACGUGCACACUGGUUGGGAAAGUGUGUUCGUGUUUGUGCAGGGAUGUCGUGUUCAAAGAAGCUCAGCUGUUUCGCGCAGUAAGCGGGACAUGGCUGCAACUUCGGCAAUGAUGGGAGUAAUACCGUUCCUGUUAGACCUACUGUCCAUGGUCCCCGCUGGAGCUCAGGUAAUUUCUCUGAGUGACAUGUAUGGCACGAUCAACUCUCCGAACUUUCCAGAACCCUACCCUAAAGAGUCCGAGGUGCGCUGGAACAUAAGCGUUCCCGACGGGUUCCAAAUCAGACUUUACUUUCUGCACUUCGACCUAGAACCCUCCUACCUCUGUGAGUACGACUAUGUCAAGGUGGAGGCUAAUGGAGAGGAGCUGGCAGUGUUCUGUGGGCGCGAGGACAGUGACACAGAGCAGGUCCCAGGAGAGCAGGUCAUCAGCUCCCCUAGGAGCUCCUUCAGUGUCUCCUUCCGGUCCGACUUCUCCAAUGAGGAACGCUUCUUGGGCUUCGAGUCACACUACAGCGCUGUCGACGUGGAUGAGUGUAGGGACAGGAACGAUGAAGACCUGGCCUGUGACCAUUUCUGCCACAACUACAUCGGUGGCUACUACUGCUCCUGUCGCUAUGGCUACCUGCUGCACUCUGACAACAGGACUUGUCGAGUGGAGUGCAGUGAUAAUGUGUUUACGGAGCGGUCGGGGGUGCUUUCCAGUUCCGACUUCCCCAACCCCUACCCCAAAAGCUCUGACUGCCUGUACCACAUCAAGCUGGAAGAUGGAUUCCUGCUCAGCCUGGAGUUCGACGACACCUUUGACAUCGAGGACCACCCUGAUGUCACCUGUCCCUACGACUAUGUCAAGAUCCAGGCUGGAGAGAAGGAGUAUGGUCCAUUCUGUGGUGGCCGGUCACCAGGCAGGAUCCAGACAGGGAGCAACAAGGUCCAGGUGUUCUUCCACAGUGAUAACUCUGGAGAGAACAUCGGCUGGAGGCUCUCCUACACCUCUUCAGGACCGGAAUUGGGCAGCCCUGCCAUAAGGGGAACCUUUUAUCGUUCUAGCCUAGAUGGAGCCCUCUGUGUUUUCUCAAAUUCAGGAAAGAGUCAGUGUCCCGUCCCUGUGAAGCCCCUCUAUGGCCAGCUGGAUCCGGUCCAGAUCCAGUACUCCUUCAAAGACCACGUCCUGGUAUCCUGUGACCCAGGAUACAGACUGAUAAGGGAUGGAGAGGAACUGGAGCACUUUCAGAUCGAGUGUCAGAAAGAUGGCUCAUGGAACAGUUUUGUCCCACUUUGUGAAAUGGUGGAUUGUGGGACUCCUGGGGAGGUUGCCAUGGGUGACGUCAUCUUCGAGAGCUCUGGCAACAGCACCCUGUUCGGUUCUAAAAUCCAGUACACCUGCAGGGAGUCCAUGUACCAGAUUCACCCCAAGAUCAACAGUAUGUACACCUGUGGGGAGAAGGGAGAGUGGACCAACUCAGAACAUGGGACUAAAAUUCCUACCUGUUUGCCAGUAUGUGGGGAGCCGUCCCAGCCCUUCCCAGCACAGAUUAAGCGUAUUGUUGGGGGACGUAGCACUGUGCCAGGUCUCUUCCCCUGGCAGGUCCUCCUCACCGUGGAAGACAUGUCCCGUGUCCCGGAGGACCGCUGGUUCGGGAGCGGUGCCCUGCUAUCCGAGUCUUGGGUCCUCACCGCCGCUCACGUUCUGCGCUCCCAACGCCGCGGCGCCACCGUAGUGCCUGUGGCGCCCGAACACAUCCGAGUCUACCUGGGCCUGCACGACGUCCGUGCCAAGCAAAACGCCACCAACCGCUCUGUGGAACAAGUCAUCCUCCACCCUCACUUUGACCCUCGCAACUACAACAACGACAUCGCCUUGGUCAAGCUGAGUCAGGCGGUGCCCGUGGGGGAGCUAGUGCGGCCCGUCUGCCUGCCCCCUCCCCAGGGCAAAGACAGGCCCCAGAGCCCCCAGCUCAACACCCUGGGCCUGGUGGCCGGCUGGGGCAUCUCCAACCCCAAUGCCUCUGUGGCCGCCGACACCACCGCCCUCUCCUCUGACCUGGGCAUGGUGUCGGACGUGCUGCAGUAUGUCAAGCUGCCUGUGGUGGCGCAGGAGGAGUGUAAGGCCAGCUAUGCAUCACGCUCCAUCAACUACAACAUCACUGACAACAUGUUCUGUGCCGGCUUCUACGAGGGUGGCCACGACACGUGCCUGGGGGACAGCGGGGGGGCGUUUGUGAUGGAGGAGCCCGGAAGCGGGCGCUGGGUGGCCCAAGGCCUGGUGUCAUGGGGGGGCCCGGAGGAGUGUGGGAGCCAGAGGGUUUAUGGGGUUUACACCCGGGUGGCCAACUACGCCGAUUGGUUGCAGAGCCAACUGGGAACGGGGCCGUGGUGGUGAGAGGGAAUAGGGGGGGUCAGUUACGUCCCGAUGACAAGCAAUUUCCAUGUCAAACUCGACUUGAAAUCCUUGUGCAUUCUUAUAUGAUGAACUCCAAUGUAUCAUUCCCCUCUGUUCAACCUAUC